AUGAUUGUUAUCAUACUGUGUCCUAUUGAACUACCCUCCUGGAUUCUAAGGCCCCUCUUCACUAUAUCCACUGGAAUCCUCAUCCAUCUCUCCUCUGACGAUUCCAUUCUCUCCAACCCUAUUCUCACUUACAUCGGGGAUAUCUCUUACUCUCUAUACCUAAUCCACUGGCCAUUGUAUGCCCAUUGGAAGUUGGUACUAAGUCAUGGAGAAGCUGUCAAUCAGGAAUUGCUCACUGUGUUUUUGAUAUCGGUUAUGUUGGCGGUUUUCAGUUAUGAGUGGUUUGAGAGAUGGUACCUCAAACUAACUGACCAACCUCUUCUUGUGCUUUGCUUCGUCCUCUUCACAGUCAACAUUUGUUUCCUGGAAUUCGAUAAAGUCCGAGAUUACCUUACUGCUCCUGCCAUCGGUUCUCGACUAGAUGGUUUGAAUGAAAACCAAACAAUCAGUUUUGAAGAAGUUGCCAGGAUGCAUCGAGAAUGGCAGAUGCAUGACUUCCGUAAUCUUCACGCGCCUUCAUGUGACUAUGGGGAAUAUACUGGACCACUUGGGGGGUGUAGACAUAAAGGUCUUGAUGAGAAGAAUGGGAAGUUGAAAUUAGUGAUAAUUGGAAACAGCUGGGCAGCUAAUCACGCCAGGAUAAUUUAUGAUGAAUGUGGAAAAAAGGCGAAAAGUAUAGUGCAGUUCUCGUUGACUGGUUGUGAACCAUUAGUGGCUUUCCGAUACAAUACUGAAUUAUGUAUCCCUACCCUUAAGACAUUCGUGGACAUCGUGGAAAAGGAGAAACCAGAUUACCUAUUUUUACUGUCACGCAUGAUCGACACCGGUGACUCACUCUCCUCCAACAGCACUGAGCUAGAAGAUGAUCCAGUGUUUCAAGCAAUGAGGCUUAAUAUGAAUCGACUGGUCAAACAUGUAAAAAGGAAGAUGUUUCUGUUGAAUGCUCUGCCAAUGAUCUGGGAAAAAGCUGUCCCCGAGAUAUUGAAAAAAGUGAAGAAUCGAGAGAAUUUGGUAGAAUUUGAUAAAUCCCUAAUAUCAAUUGACCCAUCUCUCGCCAGAAGUCGCUACUCAAAACUAGUAUCCGAAUGCCCGAAAUGCUCUCUUAUUGACUAUAAACCACUUUUCUACAACAAUUCCACUGAAACAUGGAGAUUUUACGAUGUGGAGAAUAGCGGAUUGACUUAUUUCACACCACAAAACCAUUUAUCUUUUCAUGGAUUGGAACGUGUUAGGAAGGUUUACACGGGUAUUUGUGAUAACUUUGAGCAAUGA
Caenorhabditis remanei is the source of this 1272-nucleotide messenger RNA. RefSeq lists its product as uncharacterized. Gene Ontology annotation, cellular component: membrane. Gene Ontology annotation, biological process: polysaccharide biosynthetic process. The transcript has 8 exons. The record is from RefSeq and is a predicted model, not a curated record. The coding region runs from base 1 to 1272 and encodes 423 amino acids. NCBI's taxonomy places the organism in Eukaryota, Metazoa, Nematoda, Chromadorea, Rhabditida, Rhabditidae.